CUGGGAAUUUUAUUCUCGAAGGUCGGGAGGGAGAGGUCAUCGUUUGCCUCUGCAUCCCUGACCCUCACUCCACCUUUGACCCUGCCGCUCCUCUUCCCUGCUCCGCCGUCAUCACCGAACGCCAGUCCGUGUCCUCUCCCUCUCCCUCUCCUUCUCUUGUUUCAGAUUGUACUUUGGUGCAAUGACUGGUGGUGGUUCCAAGUUUCUCAUGUUGCUGAGCGCGCCUUCCUCUUCUUCCUCCUCCGCCUCCUCCGCCUCUUCCAACCUCAGGCUCCUCUCUCCUCUCCUCUCCUUCUCCUAUUCCUCCCAUUGCCGUUGCUAUUCUUCCUCCCCCUCCUCAAUCAGACUCUCUAGCCUCCCUCGCCGCCAGGGUGGAUCCUGUUUUAGGCCCUUCAGUCUCUUCUUCGCCACUCCCCCUUCCUCUUUCUUGUUUUGUCAUCCUGUUCGUUCUCCCUUCUCCUCAGCACGGGCGUUGUCCGACGGCUUUUAUAGCCACUCUGUCCUAAAGGACCACAAAGGUGGUGAGAAGCCAGGGAGCUUGAGUGGUCUCGGGCCAUCUUCCAAUACGCCGUGGCCAGAAUGGGCAAAGCUGCUGGACUGUUUGAGAGCCAGAGGUUAUCUGGAUCCUUCGUCUGGUCUUAACUUAACUGAACAUGAAGAUGAUGUUAUCUCGAACGCCGAGCAGCUUCCUGGAGAUUUUGUUGCGGCUGCUCGUGCCUGUCUCUCGUUUGCUAAAGACCAUCCCGAUGUUUUGGGGUCAAGUUGCCUGUCACUUUCCAAGCAGGAUAUUGGUAUUGUUGUUGGAAGUGCAUCAUCCCUGUUGUUUAAGAAUAUUGUAAACUCAACUAGGCGGGUUCACACUUUCUUAGAUGAUGGUGUCUUCCAUCAUGGAAAGGCUCAUACAGUUGAUGUCAUGCGUUUGUUAUUGAGUCAUAUCUGUGAUUCCUUUUUUGCUUUAGGACAAGAUAAUUUACAGGGGAGAGAAAUUAUCAAUGCUUCUGUGAGGAAGCUCCUCUGCGAAUUGGUUGAACUGUGGUUCAUGGACUGCAGACUGCCAGACUCAACACAGGGACAGUUUCUUUCCACCAGUGGGCAAUCAUCAGGACCUUCUGGCCAAAACAUUUUAAUGAAACGGGGUGAUUGGAUAUGCACCAAGUGCCAGUUCAUGAACUUUGCCAGGAACGCAAGAUGCCGGCAAUGUGCUGAGAGUCGGCCAAGGAGACAGCUAACUGGAAGAGAGUGGGAAUGCCCUCAGUGCGAUUUUUACAACUAUGGAAGAAAUUCUGUCUGCCUGAGGUGUGACUGCAAGCGGCCAGUAGACCCUUUAUUGAGUACCACACCCAAGUGUGAUCUGGAUUCUGAACAUUCUGAGAAGUCUGAGUUGGAAUCUAGGAUUUCUGAGAAUGAUGUGAAAGCACAGAGGUGGUUUAGUAAGGUUUCACAACUGAAUGAUGCUUCAGAUUUUAGUAGUGCAGUUGCUGAUGAUGAUUUCCCUGAGAUCAUGCCUUUGAGGAAAGGGGUGAACAGGUUUGUGGUUAGCACUAGAAAAACACCACUUGAAAGAAGGCUGGCAGAUGCUCAAUACAGGAGGAACCUGGGUAAUGGUGGCUUUGCUGAAGAAAACAGACAUCAGAAUGAUGGGUCUGUGGGGAAAAUCCUGGACAAAAUUCUUGGACCAUCCUCUCCAUCGCCAUCACCAUUUGAAUCCAGGAGUAGGUUGGCUGAGGUGGGAAAUGAUUCUGGGCAUAUUCCCUUUACACCUCUUCCUAACGAACCAAUGAAUGCUUCUCCUAAGUCUAACUUGGAAGUAGCUGAUCAAAACAGAGCUGACAUUCCAGUUGGUGGGAUAGAUGAUGUUUCUGCCCGUGGAAAUGUGGGAGCUAGAGGUCACUCUGAUGCAUCAUCUGGAUCAGGGGAACUGUCUGGAAAGGUUGAGUCUGAGUCAUCUGAUCCAUCGGAGAGGUGGUUCAAGAAAGUUGCCGAGCUGCAUGAUGUUACCGACUUGGCCAGUGCAAUUCCAGAUGAUGAAUUUCCAGAGAUAAUGCCACUUAGGAAAGGGGAGAACCGUUUUGUUAUUAGUAAGAAAAAGGAUCGUUCAUUGACAUCCCCACAGUACAAACGGCGGAUUGCAAUGGAGCAAGCCAACAACUCUAACUUUGUUCCAUUUGUUCCAUUUCCACCAGACUAUUUUGCUAAGAAGGACAAGGCUGUAAGUGAAGCAUCAAAUAGCAGCAGCACAGAUGUGGGUGGAAAUUCUUCCAGUUCUAGUAUGUCUGUCAAUAUCGAGAAAGUUAUGCCAAAAGACCAACGAGGCCUAACAACGCAGGGCAAUGUCUCUGAGACUAAUGGAUCCACAGAGACAAUUUUGGACGGUUCAUCUAUGAAUCAAGUACAACGUGGGCAAAAUGGAAGUUCACAGAUCAAGCAAACUCAGAAUUCAAUUGGCAAUGCUCAUGAAAAUGGGAAGAAAGGUUUGUUCGCAGGAAAGAGUUUGGAAGGUUCUGCAGUGAAGGAACCUGAUCCGUUGGACAUGUCUGAGGAAGCCAAGGCUGAGAGGUGGUUCAGAAGAGUUGCUCAGAUUAAAGAUAUUUCUGAACUGAGUAAGAUACCUGAUGAAGACUUUCCUGAAAUCAUGCCAAUGAGGAAAGGUGUGAACAGAUUUGUCGUGAGCAAGAGGAAGACUCCACUGGAAAGACGGCUGACAUCACCUCAGUACCGGCGGAAUUUACCUGUGGUUAGCUCCGACCCUGAGAAAGGCACAAGCUGAGAACAGUUGAUAUCGUUGUGGUUGUUAUUAUUUGUUGAUGAUAGAUUUUGUACUGAAGCUGCUAAGGAACUAAUUAAAGUGAGACCUCUAUUAUUCUGGUUGAGCUCCCUCAUUAUAAAAAGGAAUAUAAAUAAAACUGUCUGUGCAGUUGAAAGGAUUGUUA
This is a messenger RNA of Nymphaea colorata (pocket water lily), 2930 nucleotides long. Its product is annotated as zinc finger protein VAR3, chloroplastic-like. Gene Ontology annotation, molecular function: mRNA binding. Gene Ontology annotation, cellular component: cytoplasm. Bases 182 to 2767 code for a protein of 861 amino acids. The transcript is spliced from 5 exons. The record is from RefSeq and is a predicted model, not a curated record. NCBI's taxonomy places the organism in Eukaryota, Viridiplantae, Streptophyta, Magnoliopsida, Nymphaeales, Nymphaeaceae.